CCGCGGCCAGUCAAUGAACCCCCCCCCACUCGAAAGGCAAAGAUGCUCGUCGCCGUCGCGUCAGCGACCAGCUCUCGCUCGCUCGCUGGCGGUGACGAUCCUUUAGCUCUCUGAGGAUUCGUUUCGAGUGGGGCAGCUUCACCUUCCGCACUGAUCGAAGACCUCUUCCCCUCCGGAAUGGAAGAGAAGCGCCGCGACGCCGGAACCCUACCGGCGGGGCCGGCCGCCUCCGCCGAGCCCCAGUCGGCGGACGCCGCCUCGACGCGCCGCCGGGCGGGAUCCCACAAGAGGAAAGCCGGCGCCUCGGGCUCCUCGUCCGCGCCGUCGAAGCGGGUCACUCGCGAGAAGAGCUCCAUUUCCCACCACGCCCAGAUCCACAACGGGCCGCUGACCAGAGCUCGCCAGGGCCCCAGCGGCCUCGCCACGGCCGCCGUGAAGAGCGAGGAGAAGAAGGCUGCGCAGGAGGUCUUGGAGGCCGAGGAGGCGAGGAGGGCGAGCGAGCAGUGGGAGGCGCUGGAGGCGGCCAUCGAAGCUGAUUUCGAGGCCAUUAGAUCUCGAAAUGCUGAUGCUCAUGCAGUUCCUAACCACUGUGGUUGGUUUUCAUGGACAAAAGUUCAUCCUCUUGAGGAGCGUGCAUUAGCUUCCUUUUUCAAUGGGAAAUCUCAAAGUCGAACACAUAGUAUGUACUUGGAGAUACGCAAUAAAAUUAUGAAGAAGUUCCGUGCCAACCCAAAAUCGUUGAUUGAACUGAAGGACCUGGAAGAUCUUGAAGUGGGGGACUUGGAAGCUAGGCAGGAAGUUUUAGAGUUUCUGGAUUACUGGGGUUUGAUUAAUUUCCAUCCCUUCCUACCAUCUGACUCAUCGAAGACCGAUGCUGACGUCAUUGGAGUUGCAAAGGAGGAUCCUAUGGUUGAAAACUUGUACCGCUUUGAGGCAACGCAACCAUGUCUUCCUAUCGCCCCAAGAAAUAACCAAGCUGCUCCACCUAUGCCAUCUGGGUUAUUUUCAGAAUCUGCAAUUGCUGAAGAUUUAGUAAAACCAGAAGGGCCAUCUGUGGAGUACCACUGCAAUUCUUGUUCCGCUGAUUGCUCUCGGAAGCGUUACCAUUGUCAAAAGCAGGCAGACUUUGAUUUGUGCACUGACUGCUUUAAUAGUGGUAAGUUCGGGUCAGGCAUGUCUUCGUCAGACUUCAUUCUAAUGGAACCUGCUGAGUUACAUGGUGUAACUGGUGGAAAUUGGACUGAUCAGGAGACACUGCUUCUCCUGGAAGCAUUGGAACUUUACAAAGAAAACUGGAGCGAGAUUGCUGAGCAUGUAGCAACAAAAACAAAAGCUCAGUGCAUAUUGCACUUUCUUCAAAUGCCAAUUCAGGAUGCUUUUCUUGAUUGUGAUGAUGAUGUUGAUGCGACUUCUAAGGAAAAUAAAGAUCUUACUACAACAAAUGAUGAUGCACCUAUUAGUAGAGAUACCCCAGAAAGGACAGAAGGUAAGACUGAUCCAGUUGAGGAUCAGCCCCAGACUUCACCUAUGGAUAUAUCAAGGGCAGAAGAUACUCAUGAAGGGAAAGUUGAUGAGAAAACUUCAAGUCAAGAAGAAGCUAAUAAAUCAAAGGUUGCUCAGGAUAUUCCAAAGCUUGAGGACACAGAAGUGAAAGUUAAGGACAUAAAGGAAGAUCUUGCUUUGAAGGCUCUUAGAGACGCAUUUGAAGCUCUUGGUUAUUUUUCAACACCUGAAAGUUCUCUUUCAUUUGCUGAAGCGGGCAAUCCUGUCAUGGCCCUGGCUGGAUUCCUAGCGCGGAUGGUAGGAUCUGAUGUUGCAGCUGCCUCUGCGCGUAGUUCUCUAAAAUCAGUUUCUGGCAGUUCUCCUGGCUCGCAAUUGGUGAUGAGACAUUGCUUCAUUUUGGAAGACCCACCAGAUCAUGAGGAGGCAGGUUCUCAGAGUCUUGUAAAAGAAAAGGGCGAUGCCGUUCCUGAGAAUGAUACAGAUAAGGAGCAGAAAGAGGAUAUAAUCCCUUCAAUCACCAGUGAGGAGGAUCUAAAGAAUGGUGAGAAAUGCGAAAAUAGUGAUCAUCCUGCCGCAGAAGAUAAUGUAGAAGCUGCAAAAGAGCUAGAUUCUAAAGCGCAGCAACUCAGACAUAGUAGCCUUAAUGUGGGCUCCUCUGAUCUGUCGAAGAACUCUGAAUCAGGUGUGCUGAAGGAAUCAAAUGACUCGGCAUCAGAUAAAGAGCUUCCGCGCAGUUCUGCACCAUCACAAGAGAAUGAUAAACAGGGAGAGCCUUCUCAUUCUCCAAAUGUGGACUUGGUUAAUGAUUCCCUACCUUCAGAGAAGGCUGCGCAGCCAGAAUCUAGUUCAGCUGGAGAAACUUCAUCAUCUCAAGAGGCAUCAAGGAGUAAUGACGCAGGACAUGAACAUCCGAUAAGUAAUGACGAUGGGCACCCUGUUACAUCAAACGAGAUUGAGCCGCUGGAUCAAUCUGCAGCUACCGAGUCGUCCCUUCCUAAGGAUAAACCUAAGGAUCUUUCUGAUUCUGAGACCACUAGAACUGAGCAGCCACAUUCUGUGGUGGAAAAUGGAUCAACAACUGAGGAUCAACUUAAAGACGGGAAAAAUGGAGACCAUGAGCAUGCAGCAACAAAAUAUGACUCUAUGGACAAACUCAAAAGUGCUGCAGCUUCCGCUCUUUCAGCAGCUGCAGUGAAGGCAAAACUUCUCGCAGACCGCGAGGUAGAUCAAAUCCGACACCUUGCUAUAUUAUUGGCAGAAAAGCAGUUGCAUAAAGUGGAGAUGAAGCUGGCGUUUUACAAUGAAGUAGAGAACGUGACGAUGAGAGUGAGAGAACAAUUGGAGAGGGCAAGACAGAGGUUGUACCACGAGAGAGCGCAGAUAAUUGCAGCUCGGCUAGGUUAUUCAGGUUCCUCAUCUAGACCAAACCCGGCGUUGCUGCCUACCAAUAGAGUUCCCAUGAAUAUGGCAAACCUGGCUCCAAGAGCCCCGACAAGCAUGCCUUCCCAAAGACCACCUCUUCUGAGACCGCCGGGAAACGUGGCUCCCAACCCUUCUAACCCAUUUGUAUCCACAUCAACUGCGGGAGGUUGAAUUUAUUAGGAUGUAAACAUGCUCUGUGGAGACAGAAUUAAUCUCAAUGAAAGUUUAUGCGAAUGCGAUUACGUUCUCGCAAUUAAUCUA
Molecule: messenger RNA, 3186 nt
Organism: Syzygium oleosum
Lineage: Eukaryota; Viridiplantae; Streptophyta; Magnoliopsida; Myrtales; Myrtaceae
Product: SWI/SNF complex subunit SWI3D
Exons: 7
Coding region: 178-3096 (972 amino acids)
Molecular function (GO): zinc ion binding; protein binding
Source: RefSeq, a predicted model, not a curated record